AUGCAGUCCGCCUUGAAAUGGUUUCAAAGCCCAAGGGACCAGCGGCAGCCGAGGCCGCCUCGCACGUCGCCCACGUCGCCCACGUCGCCCACGUUGGGUUCCCAUGCCACUUCCGGAUCCAGCGCCAUGGCAAGCGCCAAUAGCCCCGUGGCCCCCGCCAACGCCAUCGCCGGCGCCACCACCACCUUGGCCAGCUCCCGCGACCUCGCUGCCUGUUCCCACCCAGACGCCCACACCCGAGCUGACCCCAAGCCUAGCCUGUCGGCCUUUUCAUCAGAGUCGCAGGCCCAGCCGCAGACCCAGUCGUUGUCGCCUCAAGCGGAAACUACUCCUCCCGACCUUUUCUUCCCAAGAUCUUCCCAGAGCACCCGUGCCACAUCUGUCGUGAACGCCAGCGCUUACUCAUCGAGGCAGUCGCCCACCGACACGUCCCCUUCAGACACGACUGUUUCUUCCUCCUUGACCGACACCACGUCCAUCACUCAUCCAGACGAUAUUACUGACCCUGCCAACGGCUGGGACACCUUGACCAUGACUUCAGGCGCCCUCGACGCUGGUGCCGUGGGCCGCAGCCGGCAGGACUCCUUUGUCAGCGCUGGCCCGAAGCCUAUUUCCGUGAAUAAUCAAAACCGAGAUAACGUCAACCGAAACCGCCGAGAGUCACUUGCGGGCAGUCUAAUGGGUGGCAUGAGCUGGGGUGGCAUGUCCUUUGGUAGUUUUGUUCGCGACGAUGUCAUGAUGCAGGGCACUUCGCCCAACCCAUUUGGCGGCGGCAUUCCUCAGUCCUCGUCGUUCCAUUCAUCGUCAUACCUUCCAAAGCUAGAGGCCAGCUUCAUGAGAGACUUUACCUGUUGUGGCAAGAUCUUACCCAACCUGCACGACCUGCUGCAGCAUUACGAAGAAGCCCACACCCAGCCCAGCCCAAAUGCCUCGAGGAACGCUGCCUCUGCCCAGUUCGGCUUGCAAAGCACCUCCAACAUGUCCAGCUCGCGGACAACACCGACCGGGUCAAGUCAACCAGGCCCUUCGCAACCGGCUGGUCAGCCACUUUCUCCCGGUGCAGCGCUUUCCCUGGGUGGCAUUGGAGCCGGCGUGAACGGGGGCCAGAUGAAUCCCGCUUUGGCUACCAACCUUCAUGACGACAUGGAGGCUGUUGCCGACAUGGAAAUGGACGACGCCGUCGGCACCAUGGAGCUGGAUGACAGCAACAAGAUGCACCAGACAAGACAACUGUUUGGACAACAGCAGCGACCGCAACUCAACAUGAAUACCUCCGGGCUUACUCAGGGCCUCCGUACCUCCCAGCCACCUACGCCAGCUGCUGCCAGCUUUGGCCUCCAGAACAACCCGACGGUGUCUUCUGUCAACACUCCAACCCUUGCAACUGCGCAACAAAUGCCCCAGCAACAAAACCAACCAGCCGCAGACAUGGACGAUAUGGACGAAGACCUCCCCGGAAUGCCCAUGGGUGGCACUGGCUCGACUGAUAUCGGCGACGGAAACUUUGCAAACGGCCACGAGUCAAAUUUCUGCAUCAACGAUCCCGGCAAGCACCUGUUCAGUCCAAAUGGCGCGUUUCCCCAAGGGAACCGAACUAUCCAGGCUCAGCUGGCCCAACUCGGGCUGGGCCAGGGCCAGUUCACAGACCCUCAGAGCAACAAAAUCCUGUUGCAAAGGCUUCAGAGUAUGAUGAUGCCAGAGGAACACAAGCCGUUUAAAUGUCCCGUUAUUGGCUGUGAAAAGGCUUACAAGAACCAAAACGGAUUAAAGUAUCACAAGGCUCACGGCCAUCAAACGCAACAGCUGCACGAGAACGGCGACGGAACUUUCUCCAUCGUGAACCCGGAAACGAGCGCCCCAUACCCGGGAACAAUGGGAAUGGAGAAAGAAAAGCCUUUCAACUGCGAAACUUGCGGCAAACGCUACAAGAACUUGAACGGAUUGAAAUAUCACAAGUCGCACUCCCUGCCUUGCAACCCAGAGUUUAAGCUCCAGGCACUUGCCGCAGGCUUGACGCUGCCGGGCAUUGGAGAAGAUCAAAUGAUACAAUAG
Messenger RNA from Metarhizium album ARSEF 1941, 2052 nucleotides. RefSeq names its product Zinc finger, C2H2-type/integrase, DNA-binding protein. Lineage: Eukaryota; Fungi; Ascomycota; Sordariomycetes; Hypocreales; Clavicipitaceae. Gene Ontology annotation, cellular component: nucleus. The record is from RefSeq and is a predicted model, not a curated record. The transcript is spliced from 4 exons. The coding region runs from base 1 to 2052 and encodes 683 amino acids.